This is a messenger RNA of Trichoderma harzianum CBS 226.95, 1937 nucleotides long. RefSeq lists its product as hypothetical. The coding region runs from base 159 to 1817 and encodes 552 amino acids. The transcript has a single exon. NCBI's taxonomy places the organism in Eukaryota, Fungi, Ascomycota, Sordariomycetes, Hypocreales, Hypocreaceae. The record is from RefSeq and is a predicted model, not a curated record.
CGGUCAUACAACGAUAUACCGAUGUAUGUCCGAAUCCUCAAGACUCUGAUUUCGAAACCUGUCGAGCAAAGAGAGUUGAUGGCGGGAGGUGCAGAAACCCUCCAUGCAGACGAGAGGAGCGAUGGCACGUUCACAGUCUGCUGCCUGAAUUCCGCGAGAUGUCGGAAUUCCCUGAUACUGAGAGUUUCUACGAUAAGAUGGAAACAUUCAUCACCUACUCGCAUUGUAAGAGGUGGCAUCGGCAAAGAGCCCUCGAUGCAUUCGCCGAGUGGAAGAGAGACCGGAUAGCCAAUAAAUCCACCUCAAGACAACGUCCAACGCCGAUUACACGGCAAAGAGUUUCAUCGACCUUGAGUACACCAUCGGUACAAUCCAUCGGCACAUCCACUAUACAACCAAUAACUGCGGCCGCACUACAACUUGUACCCUCAGUGCCUACGCGAUUCGUACCUUCAUCAGCUAGUGCGACAUCAGAUGAUGGCAGCUCUUUUGUCGACAGCAUUGCAGAGUCUCGUUCUGUCAGCAGCAACACAACCUUCAUGAGCUCUCUCCCCAAUACUCCUCAGCGUAAUGGGGCAAUCUCCAGAUUUAACAUCGAGGAUGUUGCUGAGGAAGAAUCCGUUACCGAAGCUAUUCCCGAGGUUGACAUUGUCAUCGAAGACGCUGUUUAUGAAGAAGUUGCUGCUGUUGUCCAAGAAGUUGUUGUCAAAGAAGAGACUGUGAGAGACAAUAUCAUCUUUCCAGAUAUCAGGCAAGAGGAUGAUACCAAGAUAUCUAUUGGCCUAAACAUUACCAUUUCGGAGAGAGAAGAGAGUCAUGAAAGAGACCACAAUGUCAUUAAAGGGCUUGGGAUUACUGGUAUUCAACGCAGUGGAUCGAUACGAGACCACUCGCCGGUUUUCCAAGUGAUCAGCUGCCAUCCCACACCAGAGAAGAUGAAAGAAGGCGUUGUAUACAUCCUUGAACAUCAGGAAAACCCUUCACUCUUUAAGAUUGGGUGGUCGAGUAAGAGCGCUGAGGAGAGAUCGCAUCAACCCAACAACUGCUAUGGAAUCAACACAAAGAUUAUUUAUGAGACAAAAAGAUUCAUCGGUGCUCCUCAGGCUGAGCGGAUCGCGCAAGUCAUACUACGGCAUGCCAAUAUUCGUGUUUUAGAAUGCUUUAAUUGCCAAGGGGGGCAUAGAGAGUGGUUCAUUGCACCCAGAGAAACAGUACGUGAAACGGUAAUGCACGUCGAAGAGUUUCUCCAGAUGCCCGCAUACACUCUGCAAAAUGGAGAGUACAAGCUAUCACCAGAAGCAUAUGAUCGUGUUGUCAAGCAGAUGUGCAACUUCUCAGUGACACGAUUGGGUGAGCUUAUGCGCGGGCCUAAAGAAGGUCACGAGGAGACUGAGACCAUAGUCGACACGUCGAUUGACACCAUACUGACACCUUUGGCUCAAAUUACCGACGAACCAGAGGAAAUAUCUCGCCCCAAUACAAGCAAUGGGCUUUCAGAGAUACAAGAAGUCAACAAAAGCCUCGUUUCUAUUUCCUCGCAUGAAACCCAGUCUCAGAAAUUGUCCGCAGGGGUAAAAUUGGCAAGGAAAGUGAAGCGCCUCUUCUCAGUCGGUGAUUCGGUCAAGACAUAUCUUCUGCGACCUCGAGGGUCAAAGCUUCAGCCGGACGGCGAUUCUAAACGCCCAUUCGGUUCUCGCUUUGUGGACCUGAAAGACAAAGCGCGUGACGCAGGCACAAAAGUACGACAUGAUGCUCGCGAAUUUCGAAGAGAUUUUAGAGAGGAAUUGCACCGCAAGAGUGAGGAGCAGACAGUGUGACUUUCACUUUCAGGAUCUAGAUUGCAUGGAAAGGCAGAAGUGAAUCGUGCGUCAAACUUUUGGGAGGAUAUUUAAGCAUUAAUACCCUUUUAAGUUUGCAUAUAGAUAAUGGUAGUUCGC